Messenger RNA from Botrytis byssoidea, 384 nucleotides. RefSeq lists its product as uncharacterized. The record is from RefSeq and is a predicted model, not a curated record. The coding region runs from base 1 to 384 and encodes 127 amino acids. Lineage: Eukaryota; Fungi; Ascomycota; Leotiomycetes; Helotiales; Sclerotiniaceae. The transcript is spliced from 2 exons.
AUGGAGGGAAUGACUGCCGCAGACCUAGCUGUAGAACUCAGUGCAUUAAAUUUUGCCCAAACAUUUCACAUAAUGCCAAUCUUCCAAGAACGAAGCGAUAAAGUCAGCAUGAGUCUCCGUAGGGUCAGAACAUCCAUUCGUGAUCUCGAAGAGCAAGGCCAAUUGUCCGUUGAAAAGUAUCAACGGGCUUCUCGCCAGAAAAGGCAGAGACUGGAGCCACAUCUUCGUAGAAAGUUGGCAUACGCCGAAGAGGCCCUGGCGGAGCUCAAGAACCUUAAAGCGGAUCUCGAGAUGAAAUUGGCAUGUUCUAUUGCCGUUUGUGAGAUGGUACUAAAGCAUUUGGAGAGUUUGGCGGACAAAGAGUUGGCUAAAGAAAACGCGUGA